Molecule: messenger RNA, 1437 nt
Organism: Penicillium maclennaniae
Lineage: Eukaryota; Fungi; Ascomycota; Eurotiomycetes; Eurotiales; Aspergillaceae
Exons: 4
Coding region: 1-1437 (478 amino acids)
Molecular function (GO): LPPG:FO 2-phospho-L-lactate transferase activity
Source: RefSeq, a predicted model, not a curated record
AUGGAUACCGCAGCUAACAGGGGGAUUGUGGUCAUCUCCGGUGGAAGCGCCGCCAACAACCUCGUCGAUGUUUUCGACACUCUACGAGAAAGCAAGGAUUGCCUGCUGAGCUAUAUCAUACCCAUCAGCGACAAUGGAGGCUCUUCCUCAGAACUCAUCAGAAUAUUCGGAGGCCCUGGAAUCGGUGAUGUUCGAAGUCGACUGGUCCGGUUGAUUCCUGACUCGCCCAUCAACUCGGAGCCCGCUUCAAAUGAAUGGCAGUCCAUCGUGGACGGCACUUCUGGCCUGUGGAAGUCCAUUGCCCCGGCUAAAAAAGAGUUAAUCCGCUCAUUCUUCAACAUGCUCAAUUUAGAGAUCUUGAAACGCGCUCGGCCACCAUCAUCAACAUUUGACUUCACUUCUGCCAGCGUGGGAAACCUGUUCUUGACAGGAGCGCGGCUCUUCAGCGGAUCCUUCGAGAGCGCCAUCUAUCUCAUUAGGCAGCAUUUGUGGAGUACAAUCAGAUGCUUCAUUGUCGGACAGAACAGUAUAUCUCAUCCUAGCGAAGUCACAGCGCUGCAGCCGGACCGUGGCUCGCGGCCCAGACGUCCUAGCUUACUGCUUGCUGAUGGCGAUGACUUGGACGAUACAGAGCCAUCUGAUAUGUCGGACGCCGUCUCAUACGAGGAAGAUCAUCUCCCUGGCUCUCUUGCCACACUCCGCAACAAGAACAUAUCUUUCAGCAAAACCGAGAACGAAGAUCUACCGAGCCGAAUCGAUCGCAUUUGGUAUAUCAACCCCUACGGUCAAGAGAUCAGGCCAGCCGCCAACCCACGUGUGCUUGAAGCGUUGAAUGACGCCCAAGCUAUUAUCUACAGUAUCGGUUCUCUCUACACCUCGAUCAUUCCCGCAAUUAUUCUCCGCGGCGUUGGCAAGAGCAUCAUGAAAAGCCCAGCACGCCACAAGAUUCUGAUUCUCAAUGGGUCGUUGGAUCGCGAAACUGGGCCGCCGUCCGAGCCCUUUGCUGCAUCUGACUUUGUUGAAGCGAUCGCGCGCGCUGGAGAGGAAAGCCGUGGACGGCGUCAUCGUAGAACCACUGAUCACGGAUCAACUACCACACCCUCCUCACCCGAGACUAUCAAACCACAUACGCCUCUGCCAUAUACCGCAUAUGUGACCCACAUUUUGCAUUUGGAUGGUCCUGGUACACCUCACGUAGACCGGGAACGGUUGGCGGACAUGGGUAUCGAGACUCUUCGUUUGUAUGGUCGGAAGAUCACAGCCAUGGGUGGCGACAAGGAAGUCGUAAUCGGCAUGAGAUACGAUUCCAAUGCUCUGAUCCAAGCUCUCGAGGUCGUCUUAGGAAAGAAAGGGGAUGCCAUGGUCCGUGGAGGUGUCGGCAGUGGUCUCGGUCGGAGGAACACACUUGAUCCUCGGCGGGAGAAGAGGGCCGGGUAA